Messenger RNA from Raphanus sativus (radish), 1398 nucleotides. Its product is annotated as serine/threonine-protein phosphatase PP1 isozyme 9-like. Gene Ontology annotation, cellular component: cytoplasm; nucleus. Gene Ontology annotation, molecular function: protein serine/threonine phosphatase activity. The transcript is spliced from 4 exons. The coding region runs from base 284 to 1240 and encodes 318 amino acids. NCBI's taxonomy places the organism in Eukaryota, Viridiplantae, Streptophyta, Magnoliopsida, Brassicales, Brassicaceae. The record is from RefSeq and is a predicted model, not a curated record.
UAUUAUUCUAAAGCUGAAAGCUUUUCUUUUUUUCCUCUUCUCAAUUUUAUUCUAAUCAUUACCCAUUUGAUCCAUCUCCAUCCUCUGAUUUUUUAAGACAUUAAGCUUUCCUUCUGAUCCCUGUCUCUUUCUUUCUCUCCACCUCUGUUUCCACAUAUUCCAAGGUAGAAGAAAAAAACGUUUGUAACUUUCUGAUCGUCUCAUUAUUAAUCCAUUUACCCAUAACGACCCGCCUGAUUUGGCGCGAACCCAUUUGUGUUGGUUGUGGAUUCUGGUAAAACUAAUGACGACGACAAUGGAAGGGGUGAUGGAGAUAAGUAUGGUGGAUGACAUCAUAAGAAGAUUGUUAGAAGGCAAAGGAGGCAAACAAGUCCAGCUCUCAGAGAUCGAGAUCCGUCAACUUUGCGUGAACGCACGACAAAUCUUCCUCUCUCAGCCCAAUCUCCUCGACCUCCAUGCCCCCAUCCGCAUCUGCGGUGAUAUUCAUGGACAAUACCAAGACCUUCUUCGGCUGUUCGAAUACGGAGGCUACCCUCCUUCAGCGCACUACCUCUUCCUCGGAGACUACGUCGACCGAGGCAAGCAAAGCCUCGAAACCAUCUGCCUCCUCCUGGCCUACAAAAUCCGCUACCCGUCCAAGAUCUUUCUCCUGAGAGGCAACCACGAGGACGCCAAGAUCAACAGGAUCUACGGCUUCUACGACGAGUGCAAAAGGAGGUUCAACGUCAGGCUGUGGAAGAUAUUCACCGACUGCUUCAACUGCUUGCCUGUAUCUGCUCUCAUCGACGACAAGAUCUUGUGCAUGCACGGAGGGUUGUCUCCCGAGCUGGAGAAUCUGGAUCAGAUUAGGGAGAUCGAGAGGCCUACUGAGAUUCCGGACAAUGGUCUUCUUUGUGAUUUGCUUUGGUCUGAUCCUGAUCAGAAGAGUGAAGGAUGGUCUGAUAGCGACAGAGGUAUCUCAUGCACGUUUGGAGCUGAUGUAGUCGCUGAGUUCUUGGAUAAGAAUGAUCUUGACCUCAUUUGCCGUGGCCAUCAGGUAGUGGAAGAUGGGUAUGAGUUUUUUGCACAAAGGAGAUUAGUGACUAUAUUCUCAGCUCCGAACUAUGGUGGAGAGUUUGACAAUGCAGGUGCAUUAUUGAGUGUAGACCAAUCUCUUGUUUGCUCUUUUGAGAUUCUGAAACCUGCCCCAUCUUCAAGCGGUAUUCCUCUCAAGAAGGUACCUAAAAUGGGAAAGUCUUGAAAUGAAAUAAAGCUUUGCUCCCCUUUAAGCUAGGCUCUGUGCAUAUCUUCAAGAUGUAGGGUUAAACUGCAACGGAGAAGAGAAUCUCAAAGGCUUACUUUACUUUAGUAAUCAAAGAAGAAGCAUCUGUAAAAAAAAACAAAACCACAUUUUUAAAA